Messenger RNA from Mytilus californianus (California mussel), 7117 nucleotides. Its product is annotated as tyrosine-protein phosphatase non-receptor type 5-like. Gene Ontology annotation, molecular function: protein tyrosine phosphatase activity. The transcript has 16 exons. Gene Ontology annotation, biological process: protein dephosphorylation. Lineage: Eukaryota; Metazoa; Mollusca; Bivalvia; Mytilida; Mytilidae. The record is from RefSeq and is a predicted model, not a curated record. The coding region runs from base 43 to 2058 and encodes 671 amino acids.
AGCACUCACAUUGUAAACAGCUCUAAUGGCAGGUUGUGGUUUAUGAAAGCAGAAAUGGGCCUUCCCGCUUCUAAGAGGUGGUUCCUUCGGACAGCUUUCGUUUUCUUCCAGAUCUGCUUUGGAGGAGGUUCUGAAUAUGGCGGAUCUUUGGAACCUCUUGCAGCAUCGUCAACAAGAUUUUUCUCGGCAGUUGACAAAUUAUUACAGCGUCAUAUACUUGGAAACCUGCCAAAAACCGAAACAAUCCAGAACAAAGAUGUAUUUAAAAAUGGAAUUAAAAUAAACUUGGGAAAUGUAGAAAGGUUUUGGAUACCAGAUGGAGAUAGAGUGGAAAAAAGGGGAGGUCGUGUGAGACGAUCAUAUAUAGCUAGAUAUCCAUCAGUAGAUAAAUAUGACCUAACUGCACCAGUCCCUAUUGAUUACAUACUUGUUGUGGAUCUGGGUAUACAAGUUAAAGAUUUGAAUGAAACUGCAUUACGAUGGCUUGAAAUUGCAUUUGCAACAAACCUAAGCCUGCCAUUAGAAAAUGUGGUCACUCAGAAAGUUGGAUACCAUGGAAACACAGUUGAGAUGUUUUUCGUCAGAUAUGGACGUCCAGUGACCACAUUUAGUAUUGAUGAUUUGAUUCCAGUCAAAGAAAUUGUCAGUCCAAAGUUGUUGCACACACUUCAACAUACCCUACCAUUCUUGAACAUUACCAACAUAAGACCACAAGUGUUUAUACCUACAAUCAAUUUGCAAGCAAUACUAGUAACCAAUGAAGAAAGUGAACCAUUGUCAUCUUGGUUUGUGAGUUACUUCCCUUACAUAGCUGCAGCUUGUUGUGUUUGCAUCAUACUGAUGACAACAGUGCUGGUAUACUGCUGCUGCUGUAAAAAGAAGAAAGAACCUGAAAAUGACAGAGGAUCACAAAAACUGCAACAGAUUUAUUUUCCUUCUGUCAAACCUGACAUGAAAGAUCCAAAAAUGAUACAACCAGGAGGCAGUCCCCUCUACACACCACCAGGGUCAAUUACUCCAGUACAGACCCCUACUGGUAGAAUCAAGGCUAAGGGACUCUUAGAAAGGAGAGGAUCCAAUGCUUCCUUAACCAUUGACUUGAAUGCUUCACCUGAAAGUGGUCGUUGGGAUGGAACUCCACCCAAAGAAAGUACAGGAGUAGAGUAUUUAAUGACUGCUGGUCAUCGACUUAGCCGACAAGAUUUGAAAAAUGCUGUCCGAAAUAACCGAGCUUUGCAUCAAGAGUUCUGGGAAAUAUUCACAAACCACCCAGAGAAGGUCCAUGUUGCUGGUUCUGGUAUGAAAAACAGAUACAGAAGUAUUAUACCAAAUGAACACAGUAGAGUUAUAUUACCAGACAGUGAAUGGGAUCCACUCUCAUCAUAUAUCAAUGCAAAUUAUAUUAGGGGAUAUGAAUGUGAACCGCACACCUACAUUGCAACACAAGGCCCAAUGUCACAUACCAUUGUAGAUUUCUGGAGGAUGAUUUGGUAUGAAAAGUCACCAAUCAUUGUCAUGAUUACUAAACUUAAAGAAAAUAAUAAUAUUAAAUGUGAGAACUAUCUACCAGAGGACAAUAGUUCUUGUACAUUUGGUGAUAUAGAAGUUAAGGUUGAGAAAGUGAAAGUAAAGCAAGGAUACACAGUUAGAUAUUUAACAUUAAAGUGUGAUGGAGAAAUUAUACAUGUCUUACAUUACUGGUACACAGCAUGGCCUGAUCACAAACCACCACAGUCAGCAAAAAUGCUUUUAGAACUAGUUAAAGAUGUAGAAAAUAAAAGAUUAAAAAUACAACCCAGUAAAGGACCAGUUGUGGUACAUUGUAGUGCUGGCAUAGGAAGAACAGGAUGUUUCAUAGCUAUAACCAUUGGAAUGAGACAACUAAAGGAAGAACACUCUGUAGAUAUACUGGGUAUUGUCUGUCACAUGAGAAUUGAUAGAGGUGGCACAAUUCAGACACAUGAACAAUACGAGUUUAUACACCAGGCCUUAUGUGAAUAUGAAAAAGAAUUAGCUGAACCAGAGCAGACGACGGUGAAUGGUUUCCCUGGUGAUUGACAACAUAUCAGCAGCCAGACAUCAUACACAUCACACAAUCUAAUCAUAUUUUAGUUCAUCAAGGUCAACAGUAUAGAAUGUUUAAAUGGCACAAUGUUAUGUUUUGAAAUUCUAUCUUUAAGUUUAUAUGAAAAUUUCAAAGCAGUUUGAAACUGUUUUUUUUUUUUUUUUAAUGAUAACUACAAUAUGUAACAUCACAAAGUAAGCCUUGCUUAAACAUCUAGCAGUUUUGAUUACAAUAAUGUUUCUACAUAUAUUAUUUUGCAUAUCAAUAGGUUGAAAUAAAAAGUCCUAUAGUGAUAAAAGACGGCUAGGAAGGCAGGUAAAUACGAAAGUGACUGAUAAAAAUUUAGUGCAAUUAUUUGUGACUUAUUACCUCAUUUUAUCACUCAUGAGUGAAUGGUAUUUAAAGUGAGAUUAUUUUGAUGCCCAGCCUACAAUAUUAGAGGGGCAUUUUGUUUUCUGGUCUCUGCAUCUGUCAAUGCAGUAUCAGGUUAAAAUGUUAGUUCAGGUUAGUUUCUGGUCACAUAGUUUGUGGUCACAUCAACUAGAAACUUUGAAAGUACACAGUUUACUAUGAAGUGAAUUGUUCAAUAUAUAUGCCAAAUUUUGACCCAAAUUUCGUGAUUCACUGAACAUGAUAGUGGGAGCGGGGCAUGGAGACAUAUGCGCACAUAUUCUUGUUUGCUAUGUUAUAAUUGCAAAAUUUAGAAUCAUUUUUAUUUAAUUGUUAAACUUUAUAGAAGGGAUAUAUAUUAAAAGGUGUCAGAUGCUUGAUGAUAUAAAGUGAAAAGUUUAAAGUUAAAAAAACAUCGUUGGUAAUAAUGAGGUUGGAAUGUUAGCAUGAAAGCUAAAUGUUCCAUUGAAUUGUAACUUAGCUUAGAAGUAUAUCAGGUAAUAUUGAUAUUUAUCUCAAAAAUUAUUUAUAAUUUUUAAUUUUUUCUUUGAAAAAUUAUCUCCGUUUACAGAGGUCAGUGUUGUACAUUAAAACUCUAUACUCAUGAAAAUUUUCAUGAAUUAAACAAUUUUAUUUUUUUUAUUUUUUGCAAGAUGUGCUUUCCGUUAUUUACAUGAUGUACCUAUGAUUGCAAGCUUCAUUAAUCAUGUGACCAGAAAUGUGAGGCAAAAAACAUCACAUGUCAAACAUGUGACUGUGUACAUGUUUGUUAAUGAUACCUGUGAUAUGUACAGUUUUUAUCCCUUUGUUUAUGUGAAGAGUGCGCUGUACAAUGUAUUUGUGCUUUUGUAUGCCUGUUUUUUUUAGAAAAUCAUAUAUCACCAUUAUGAAAAUGGUUCAAUAUAAAAUAGGAGACAAAUUUGUUACAAUCUGUUUUGUUUAUGUUGUCAUACUUCGUGAGAUAGUGUAACAAGAGAUAUAUCAGUUACACUUCUAAUAUGUUUAUAACAUUUCCUUAAGGUGGUACAAAACACCUUGACCAAAAUUAAUUUGGCUCGUUUAAUUUUCUUAAAAGUUUUGACAAAAUAUUUACUUUGACCCUUGACAAAAAUAUCAAAAUUUCAAACAACUUUAACCUCACACUUUAUCGGAAAAUUUUCAUUGGAUAUAUAGCAGUUUGACAAAUGCUAAUUUUGAUCAUUUAGAAGCUUAAUAUUUCCUUAACAAUAGAACGUGAUUAAAACAUUCAGCUGAUUUUCACAGAGUUAUCUUCCUGUAGUGUUGUGUAUCACCUUAAGGACCUAUUAUUUUGAAAAAAUAGUUGAAUAAAGGGAAAUAAAAUUUUAAACAUGAUGAUAUGUUAUCUCAUGGAAAUCUAUACAAAUAGUCCAUUUUCAUUUACGAGAAAAUGUGUUUGAAAGCUAUAAAAAAUUUAUUCCACACUUGAAUUUCUUUUUUCGUACAUGCCUUCAGAUUUAUAAGUGUUUGAUGGUAUAAUUCCAACAUUUAACAUUUUGUACAUAAUCAUAAACUAACUUCAUUCAACCAUUACUAUAGUGCUAAUAUUACAUGUAUUAUGUGUCUGUCCUUAUUAUAUAUCAGUAAUAUACUAACAGUUUACAAAUUUCAGAAUGUGCUGAUCCUUUUAAACAGAAGUACACUGGAAACUGUUAAAAUAUGUAAUUAAAGAGAAUGGAUGCUUCAUUCCCUCAGUUUAAAGUUCCACUGUACAAUUUAUAGAUUGAAUUGAAGUCCUUUAAGACAAAACAUUGUAUUUGUUGCUUUAAGUAAUUUCAUUUUUAUUCAGGAACUUUUCAUUCUGGUCUUGACCAUAGUCUUUAUGAAUGAAUUACUCAAAUGUUAACGCCAACUGUGACCAAUAUUGCCUGAUCUAACUUGUGUAAAUUUAGUUUAUUUAUACUAAAAUUUAAUUUUAUUUCAUUGAAUUAUUUUAAUUUCAGACUAGACUCAAUUUCUGCUAUAUCAUAUCAAUAUUUUCUCCUCAUCUGAUAUGUAGAUAUUGGUAGUUUCCUGUUGAGACCAUUUAAUUAUACUUUCAGAUGAAAAUUUCGUGUGAAACUUUAUUAAAACAGAAUUUUUGAAUAAAGCUCAGAUAGUGAUCAGUGAAAUGGUUUACCUUGUAAGUUGGUGCAUUUAACAAAAAGCCAAAGAAAUGCACAGUCAUAACGGUUGGACAAGAUUAAACGAUCUUGUUUUAAAUUAAUUUGGGAGAUUUGUGGUCUAUUUAUUUAUAUUUAUCAUAAUGUCCAUGACAUAUGCCCUAAAUCUCAUUUUAAUAUAUAUACUGAAUCUCCACGCUCAUAUGAAUUGAUCUGCAAAUCAUUCCAUGAUAAUCUCAUUAAUACUACAAGCUGGUCUUGUAGUUCAUUGUAUUUUUAGUUUGAUCUCUUAACGACCCACAUGAAGUCAUACCUCAAUAAUAAUGCAAUUUUUGCCGCUUUAACCAUGUCUAUAACAGCUUCAAGAUCAGUAAGCAAAAAAAGAAAAUGCAGAUAUUUUAAUUGAUUUAGGACAUAUAAAAUUGCGAAAAAGAUUUUUACUCAUGUUAACCCAAUAUAAUGAACAGGUGAAAAUAAUCAAAUUGGUAUUUUUGAAAUGUAUUAUAUUUUUAUACUUAUUGAUGUCAAUCAGUGAUUUUACUGUAGCAAAUUGAGUUUUUCAGCAAUGUGUUAAUGGAGCUGAAAAAAUUAUACUAGUGACAGUUAAAUCUAAUAUUGACCUCUGCAAGUGUAAAAAACAAUAUGGUUAUACCUAUUUGAAUGCAAAUGCUAAUUGGUAUCUAUUGAAGGAAUUUUUACAUAAAAGGAAACAAAAACUGUAUUUUACUCCCUUGAAAUAUAUGAUGUGCGUUGAAAAAAGCCAUUACAAAAAAAACAAUAAAAAGAACCCUUCAAGUAAGUAAAAUGUUAAAUUUCAAUAUUAAGAUGAGAUAUGAAUUGUGAGGAUUUCAAAGGCCAGAACUUUAAUUUGUAUCAGGGAUUUACAUCAUUAUCUAGUCUAAAUUAUUUUGUUUAUUCUAUAAUUUCAUCUGUAGAAUAGCUCAUCUGUCCAUUAAAUGUUUAUUUAGAUAUUAUACUGUAAACAGAUGAGAGUUAUUGUUAUUAUCUUUUUAAGUUAUUAAUAAAUGUACUAUUAAAAUUCCUGUGUCCUGAUUAUUACACACAAGUAUCUCAUAAAAUGUGCCUACUUUCAUUAUGAAAGCUUGACUUUCUUGACCUGUCAAACAGUGCUUUUGUAUGUAGUGUUUGAAAUAGAUAUGACAAUUUCUUGACUAAAAACUUUUGUAAACAAUUUGCAUAUUUAAAUGUUGCAUUUUAUCUUCCGUCAUUUUAAAUCCUGCUCCAAUAUUUAUAACAUUAGAAAUAUACUAUACACAAAGAAAUGUCAGAGGAUAUUUUGUUUUUGUCCUGUAUCUAUAAGAAAGAGAAAUGUAUAUGCAUUCGAAAUUUAAUUUCAGAUUAUUAUUUCAUUUGUAGUAUUUCUAUUUUGAUUUUUUCCUGAAUUGGAUAUGGUUUUGCAGAAGGUAUCUCUAAUGCUAAAUUCACAAGCAGACAUAACUUCUGUUGUACAUUGUAUUUGAGAUCAGAAAGAUAUUAUAUUCCUAUGGAAAUUAUUAAUUCUCACCCUGUUGUUUCGUAUUGCUGAUAUGGACAGAUAUUCUUGUCUUGCCCAACCGCCUGGGUAAAAACACAUAUCUGCAUCUUUUCAAACAAUAUUUGAAGGGUUUUGUAUUCAUUGUAACAUUAUUGCGAAAUGAAAAUAAAUCAACCUCCAGGAAGAAUGCAUGACUUUUUAAAAUCUGGAACCCUUUAUGGUCUACCUUAACAGACGUCAGUUGUUACCUUCUGAUAGGAAAGGUUAUAUUUUACCAAAUCUUGAGAGCAGUUGAUAUGUUAGCCUAUACCUCUAUUAUAAGUCCAUUACUGAAUCAAAUUAUAGCUACAUUUUGAUAUAAUUUAAUGCCUUUAUGUUUGUAAGCUUUAAAUAUGUAUAAUUAAUCAUCAAAGGAAUAAUACAGUGAAGUAAAAGCAAAAAUUUUUAUAAAUACUGUGUUCAUUUUCUAUGUCACAUCAACUUAUUUUUUAUUAAAUUAAGCUGUACAAAUAGAAAAGUGCUCUAUAAGCCUAGCAAGGCUGGCUGAUAAUAAAACUGAUUUUAACAAGCAUGUGACGUUGUCAUGAUAACAGGUUGCACUUAGAUAUAUACCAAUUUCAUCAUAAUAAUAAGUGAAUGUUGCGAUAUUAUAUUUUGAAAACAGAUAGUUUUGCUGAACAAAAUACAUGGUGAAAGGUGGAUAAAAGUCUCAUUAAUAUUAAUUUUUGCAAAAAGUUUGAAAUGUCAGAUUGACGUGUAGAAGAAAAAACAAUCAAUACUAUCUAAAUUCCUCUGAUAUAAAUGAUUUAUUAAAAUAAUUUUAGAAAAAGUAACUAUUAAGUAAUUAAAUGUUUGAACAGUAUUGAAACCAAAUGUAUUAAUGAAGGUAACUUUUAAAGUAGACAUUUCUUUAAAAAAAACCUCUGAGAGUUCACUGUAUAAUUCCUUUGUACAUCACUGUGAUACCGGAGUUGGUACUACAUCAUUUACACCUUACUGUUGUAUUGUAUUGUUGUUAUUUUGUGCAAUAAAAUAACCUCUCAUUUA